GUCCUUAAUUAAGAUUGAGAACAUAUGGGUUGAUCUACUCCAUCCAAUGUCUUCCAAUAUUCAGUGCUUAAAAAGUUUAACUGUGGAAGAGUGUAACGGUUUGAAGUUUCUGUUUUCAUCUUCUAUGGUCAAAAGUUUUGUGCAACUCCAAAAGCUUGUGAUAUGCAACUGCAAGUCAAUGGAAACAGUGAUAUUUGAGUCAGGAGAAUUAGAAGGAGCAGAUAAGAUAAUUCAAAUGAAUUUUCCUAAACUAUUCUACUUGAAGCUACAAGGGCUUCCAAAACUCACAAGAUUUGGUAUUGGAAAUCUAGUUCAAUUCCCUACCUUGAAUGAACUUCACAUUGAGAUUUGCUCUAGUUUAAAGACAUUCUUCCCCAAUUCUUCUAGUGUAGAAGUGAGCUUGGAGAACAUUCUUACUACUAAUAUAGAGCCCCUGUUUGAUGAAAAGGUUGAUUUGCCAGGCUUGGAGAAGCUGAUACUCUUACACUUGGAUAACUUACAGUUGAUCUGGCACAAUCAACUCCGUGGAGACUCCUUUUGCAAAUUAAAAGAAGUCAGAGUUGAAUUCUGUGAAAAUUUGGUGACUAUUGUUCCAUCUAGUAGUACUCAAAGACUUUUUACCUUUCAGAAUCUGGAAACAUUAACUGUUGACAACUGUUGGAAUAUAAAAAGUCUGUUUCCAGUUUCCAUAGCUACUAAUCUUUUGCAACUCAAACAACUCACGCUACGCUAUUGCGGUUUGGAGGAAAUUUUUGGCAAGCAGGAAGUAGAUGGCACUCCAAGAUUUUUGUUUCCUCAAUUAACGCGGCUUAAACUUUCCAUGUUACCAGAGCUCAAAUACUUCUACAUGGGGUCCUAUACAGCAGAGUGGCCAAUGCUUAAGGAAUUGCUUGUGUACGGUUGUAAGAAGAUAAAAGUAUAUGCUUUAGACGGAAAGAGCCAACCUGCCCUAUUUUGGUUUGAAAAGGUCAUACCUAAUCUGGAAACAUUGGGUUUAAAUGCCGAUAACGAAACAUCCUCAUGUCUUGAUCAUAUUCCAGCUUGGAGCUUUGGGAAACUUAAGCAUCUUGGACUGCAAAGCUUGGAUGAUUAUUCAGUGGGAUUUCAGUUUGGUCUCCUUCAAAAAUUGCACAAUUUGCAAACAUUCUAUCUAUGUGAUUGUACAUUCCAAGAACUACUCCCAUUUGAAGGAUGUACAUGGAAACAAAAUUCUCAGAUGAAAACAUUUCUCCAAAAUCUUCAAACUUUGUGGGUAGAGAGAUGUCAUCGUUUAACAUCUUUGAUGUCAUCCUCAUACAUUUGCUUCAAAAACAUAAAGCAUUUGACAGUCAACUGUUGUAAUGGAUUGGCAAAUAUACUAGCAUACUCAGCAGCAAGAACUCUUGUCCAAAUUAGGACAAUCAAAAUCAGAGAAUGUGAAUUGGUAACAGAGGUUAUAGCAACUGAGUCUGAGAUAGAGCCAACAAAAGAGGAGAUUGUUUUCAACCAACUGGAAACAUUGGAGCUUCAUUGCUUGAAAAGCCUCACAUCCUUUUGCUCUGCCAAUUACGCUUUUCGAUUUACAUGCUUAGAACAAGUGAUUGUGAGUCAAUGCCCCAAUUUGAAGAUUUUUUCGCAUGGAGGUUUAAGCACACCAAAACUAAAGAAGGUACAACUAACAAAGAUUAUUGAUGUUGAAUAUAUCUGGAAGGGUGACCUUAAUUCCACUAUCCAACACAUGUGUGGGAUUUGUAUGUCUUAAACUUUUACUAGAAGGGCAUAAUCAUAUUUCAUUAAAGCAGGGUUGAUAUUUCAUUUCCUGGUAGAGUCAAAAAUAGUCAUUUGGUGGCUUAGAUAUUUUUCUAACCUUGUGUUAAAAAACCAAAGUUGUUUGAGUCAGUGGAUUUUGAUAUGUUAAGUGUAUUGUUUAAAACAUUUUGAGGGUAAAUGAGUCCUUUUGGCUUUAAUGGAAGUCUUGUAAUAUUGUGAAUAAGUCAUGGGCAUUCUCGGUUAUGAUAUAUUUAACCAAGUAUAUAAAAGUAACGUUUUACCUUAGGUAUUUUGAUUUUUGUGUAUUCGAGAAGUUCUUCUCUUUUAAGUUUAGUCAUCUCUUUAAGUGUUGUUAGGGUUUUGUUUGGUUUUUCAGUUUGUUUUUUUCUAGUUUGUCUGGUGAGAAAUUUCUGACUUCUUUUUAUUAGUUCUUUCUUUAUUAGGGUUAAUGGUUUAUUAAUCUUGUCGAUUUGGAUAAACUAUUGUAUAAAUUUUGUAUUUGGACAUUAUAUUAGUAGAUUGACUAAAGAAAUAUUUCUGUUGUGAAUG
This is a messenger RNA of Mangifera indica (mango), 2298 nucleotides long. Its product is annotated as putative disease resistance protein At4g19050. Lineage: Eukaryota; Viridiplantae; Streptophyta; Magnoliopsida; Sapindales; Anacardiaceae. The record is from RefSeq and is a predicted model, not a curated record. The transcript has 3 exons. Bases 47 to 1741 code for a protein of 564 amino acids.